ACUCAAACCGCGACGCAGCAGCAGCGUGACUGAGUGCAGACUGUGUUCCUACAGAGAGGUGUUUACUGAGACCGGGAUAAACAGAGAAAGAGACAUAGACAGAGAGAAAUAUGAAGGAAACUCCGCUCUCAGCCUGCGAGAGAACCUUUCUUCUGAAAGCUGUGGAGGAGAAGAAGCGCCUGGAUGGAAGGCAGACAUACGACUACCGCAACAUAAGAAUCACAUUUGGUACAGAUUAUGGCUGCUGUACGGUCAGUCUCGGCAAAACCAGGGUGUUGGCUCAGGUAUCAUGUGAGCUUGUGCCACCCAAAGAUUCACGUCCCACAGAGGGAAUCGUGUUCUUUAACCUGGAGCUGUCCCCCAUGGCAUCACCUGCGUUUCAGCCCAACAGGCAGUCUGAGUUGUUGGUGACUUUGAACAGACAGCUGGAGAGAUGUCUGAGGAACUCAAAGUGUAUAGACACGGAGUCUCUGUGUGUUGUAUCAGGAGAAAAGGUGUGGCAGAUCCGGGUGGAUGUUCAUGUUCUGAAUCAUGAUGGCAACUUGAUGGAUGCAGCGAGCAUCGCUGCCAUAUCCGCCCUGAGUCACUUCAGACGGCCAGACGUGGCCAUUCAGGGUCGAGACAUCACCAUAUUCAGUCCAGAAGAGAGGGAUCCUGUUGCACUGAGUAUUUACCACAUGCCCAUUUGUGUAAGCUUUGCUUUCUUCCAGCAGGGCACGUAUUUGCUGGUGGAUCCAUGUGAAAAAGAGGAGCAGGUCACUGAUGGCCUUUUAGUCAUAGCCAUGAAUAAACACAGGGAGAUCUGCUCCAUUCAGUCCAGCGGAGGCAUCAUGCUGCUCAAAGACCAGGUCCUGAGAUGCAGUAAAAUAGCCAGUGUGAAAGUUUCCGAGAUCACAGACCUCAUCAACAAAGCGCUGGAAAAUGACAAACGAGUCAGGAAGGAGGGCGGCAGGUUCGGUUUCGCCGAGUCCAUGCCUAAAGAGCGAAUCACAGCCCUGAAAAGAGACGAAGCUCCUGUGGAGAUGACUGGCGUCCAAGAGAUGGCAGAGGAAUUCCUAAGCAAAGGGGAAGCUGCUCCGGAAGUUGUCUCCUCCCCUGUUAUUGUUGCCACGGGAACUGGACAGUUGGGUGAGGGGGUCCAGAGCACUUGGGGUCUGGAGGAGGAAGACGAGGAAGAUGAGUGUCAAGGAGAGAUGGACAAAGAAGAGAAAAAGAAGAAGAAAGCAGAGAAAGAUGAAGUGAUGGUCAUUUCGGACAGUGAGGAAGAAGAAGUUGUGGUUCUUAAUCCAGAAGCCCCGAAAUCCAAAGGCAAGCGACCCAAACACUGACGAGGAAACGGAUGAAUUUGAAGAAUGGCAGCAUGCAAUAAUGUCAUCAAAUUGUUCACUGUCUUAAAUAAAUGUAUGUUAAAUAAAUGUAUCAUUUUUUUAAAAAAUA
Molecule: messenger RNA, 1437 nt
Organism: Astyanax mexicanus (Mexican tetra)
Lineage: Eukaryota; Metazoa; Chordata; Actinopteri; Characiformes; Acestrorhamphidae
Gene: exosc9
Product: exosome component 9
Exons: 12
Coding region: 111-1328 (405 amino acids)
Biological process (GO): nuclear mRNA surveillance; U5 snRNA 3'-end processing; nuclear polyadenylation-dependent rRNA catabolic process
Cellular component (GO): cytoplasmic exosome (RNase complex); nuclear exosome (RNase complex)
Source: RefSeq, a predicted model, not a curated record